This is a messenger RNA of Melozone crissalis (California towhee), 3059 nucleotides long. RefSeq names its product gamma-aminobutyric acid receptor subunit pi-like. Lineage: Eukaryota; Metazoa; Chordata; Aves; Passeriformes; Passerellidae. Gene Ontology annotation, biological process: chemical synaptic transmission; signal transduction; regulation of membrane potential. Gene Ontology annotation, cellular component: GABA-A receptor complex; synapse; membrane. The record is from RefSeq and is a predicted model, not a curated record. Gene Ontology annotation, molecular function: neurotransmitter receptor activity; extracellular ligand-gated monoatomic ion channel activity; GABA-A receptor activity.
AUGCUUGUAAUUUCAAUUAUCUACUUGGUUUUAAUAACUAUUUUAUACUGUUUGUGUUUGUUUGUUUGUUUGUUUGAGCACAAGCUGGAAGCAGCUGCAGCUGCACGCCAGAUGUGCCCAGCCCGGCCUGUAACAGUUGGUGUUUGUGUCCCCAGGAGCUCUCUGGGUCAUGGAUCCAGCUUGCAUGGCAGGGGCACCACGUCCCUCCCUGGAUUUGAGAACCUCACCAUGGGGUACAACAAAUACCUGCGGCCCUACUUUGGUGGAGAGCCUGUACAAAUUGCAAUGAGUCUGGACAUUGCAAGUAUUUCUAGUAUAUCUGAGACUGACAUGGAUUUCACAGCCACCAUCUCCCUGCGGCAGCACUGGACGGACCCACGGCUGGUCUUCCACGGCAACAGGAGCUUCACGCUGGAUGCUCGCCUGGUGGAGCUGCUCUGGGUGCCAGACACCUACAUUGUGGAGUCAAAAAGGUCUUUCCUGCACGACGUCACCGUGGGCAACCGCCUCGUCAGGCUGUUCUCUAAUGGCACUGUCUUGUAUGCCUUAAGAAUCACUACUACUGUUGCCUGUAACAUGGACCUGUCAAAAUACCCUAUGGACACCCAAACAUGCCGGCUGCAGCUAGAAAGCUGGGGCUACGAUGAGAACGAUGUCACCUUCACCUGGCUGAGGGGGAACAGCUCCGUGCACGGCCUGGAGAAGCUGCGGCUCUCCCAGUACACGGUGCAGCGCUACCACACCCUGGUCUCCAGGUCACAGCAGGAGACAGGCAGUUACCCACGACUGAUAUUACAGUUUGAACUGAGAAGAAAUGUCCUUUACUUCAUAUUGGAGACCUAUGUGCCCUCCACUCUGCUUGUCAUGUUGUCCUGGGUUUCUUUUUGGAUCACACUGGACUCAGUGCCUGCAAGAACCUGCAUUGGAGUUACAACAGUGCUUUCUAUGACAACUCUGAUGAUCGGCUCACGAAGUUCACUUUCAAAAACCAACUGUUUCAUUAAGGCCAUUGACGUUUAUCUUGGCAUCUGCUUCAGCUUCAUCUUUGGUGCCCUUGUGGAAUAUGCAGUGGCUCACUACAGCUCCUCACAGAAAUGUGCAGCUAAAGUACCAAAAGAGGGGCCUGCAAAUGAAGUGACUGAAGAAAUGGAAGAAGUUAACAUCACCAACAUCCUCAAAAAUUCCAUCACCAGCUAUAAACAAAAAAUCAGCUUCACAAGCAUUGAGAUUUCCAGUGAUAAUGUUAACUGCAGUGACUUGACCAUGAAAAAUCAUGAGAAAAUCAAAUGUGUCUUGAGGAACAAAAUGCACAGGAUCAUUGGUUAUUUCACAAUUCAGAACCCUGGCAAUGUGGACCACUACUCCAGAUUGCUUUUCCCUUUGUUUUUCAUGGUGGUCAAUGUGUUUUACUGGGCUUAUUAUCUAUAUUUUUAGUAGAAAUUAGUUGCUUCAUUCUCCUACUUCAGCAGGAAAGGAAUCGUGCCAGUGGGCAUCCGGGUACCUAACCUCAGUAAAUUCAAUGUGGACAAAAAGCUUCUUUGUGUUUCCUGAGGUACCCAGCAGAAGUGUGUGAGGUGUGCAUGCAUCAGCAGCACUGACUCUGACAGCAGCUCUUCAGCUGUGGCUGUGCUGGGCUCUUCUGCUCACAGCUGCAUUUCAGACCACACCUCACCUGGCUGGAGAUGGGUGUGCAGGACUGCACUGGCAGUGCAGAGCACUACAGGUGGCAGAAUUAUUUUGGUAGCUUGGAGCAGGUUGGAACCUUCAAGAUGAGAUGUCCCAGAGGAUGAAUAGGAUCAUGACUGUUUUUCUUUGUUUGCCAGAGAGAACAGAGGGACUGUGAUUGCCUCCUCAAUAGCUGCUCUGUUGCAGUGAGAGCCCUGAGGCAGCAGCAGGAGCUCAGUGCAGUGCAGCACAGUGGGAUGCUUCUGUGCAUGGUGCUGCUUUGUCCUGGGUGGUGCAGGGCCAGGAUGGUGAUUCAGUACUGCACAGUGGUGCCUCACUGCUUUUAGCCUGUAACCCACUGAGGUAACCCUCACUUGCUGAAGUUCUCCAUCCCUGAGACAGAUGGAAGGUUGUUGUUUGUUGAGCUGCACUCUUUCAGAGAUUUGGGAACAUGAAAUAGAGGCAACAAAAUAAUUUUGAAACCCAUCUCUUAUACUCUUCCUGCUGCACUGCACAUGAACAGAUUCUACCACUUUCCAUGUCUUCCUCACAAAUUAUUUUCUGUCCUGGAGAAUGCUUCCUUCGGCCUUCACUGCUGCAAGCAGCUCUCACUCAUUGGCAGCCACAGGCACAAGCAGCCAUUUGUCAUCCCCUCCUUUACAUGGCUGUGCAGCUGUGGCAAGCCAGCAGUGCUGCUGGGUGUGGAACGUGCAUGGGUUUGGGGCAGGCUAGUCUAAAUCACCCUUUCACUCUCUCACUUUCACUUUUAGGCUGAAACACUGUUACUUUUUUGAGAAAAAUCAUAUUCUAUGCGGGCUCUGGAAACUACCUGAAGUCAGCUUUAUUUAUCCUGCAAUCAGCAGAAGCCAAAGUUUUCUUUUAAAGAUAAAUGAAAUGCGGCCACACAGUUACAUUAAAAAACCAAAUGCUAUUUGGUACUGUGUAGCUUAAGAAUACUGGAAGUCUUUAUUUGCUGUUUGUAAAAUGAACGUUUUAUGGCAGACUCCCCCACCUGGCAGCCUUUUUUGGUCUGUGCUGCUUUCAUCCCUGAGAGGGGGCAAUGCUGCAGGUCUGUGGGCAGAGUUGGGACUGCCUGCAGUGGCUCCACUCAGCAGAGCUCUGGCUGGGGGAGGCCUCUCAGUUUGUAGCUUGUGUUAGAGCCUCAGCAUGCAGUGUUUGCUUAGCUUAAGGAUCUCUUCUUGGGGGUUCCUAGAGAAGGUGAACAGAGCACAUGAGACUAUAGAUUUUUUUUACUUUAAUAACUUUUUAUUGAACCACUUCACCACACUGUACUUUGAGAGGUCUAACCCACAUAUUCAUAAAUCAUCACUUUAACAAAGAGCAGCGCAAGAAGACAGAGGGGAACAGGCUGACAAUGGCAAGUGGAUAAACAC